GGAUUGUGGAGCCCAAAUUUAAGUUAAUAGAUAUUCUUAACAGAGAACUAUACUUAAGAGUUUCCAUUCAAUCGUUCCAAGGGAAAGGCAUAGAAAUCUAUAUAGGUGCUCCUAUUUGGAUUGUAAACAAAACAGGCUUACCGUUAAUAUUUAGACAAGAAGGUACAAUCCAACCAGCCUCAGGACAAUUUGUUGAACAUGAACAUGCUCGAGAGACGUCGCCGCUUAUGUUUUCUUUUUCCGAUCAAGAAGGACCACCUCUGCUCGAAUUUCGUUUGGGAAAAAGUUAUGGUGACAACAAUCCGUGGUGCAGCAGUUUCGGAAUUCACAAGGAAAACACAUUCCGUGAUUUCUAACUGGUGCAGCAGUUUCGGAAUUCACAAGGAAAACACAUUCCGUGAAUUGAAAGCCGAGAAUUCGAAAACGAACUACGUUAUUGGUGUAAAUGUGCAAAGAGGAAAGGGCUUAUAUCUUACAACAACAUUCAUUACUCUUACUCCCCGCUUCCAAUUAUAUAAUCGAAGUUCGAGAGAGCUGCAGUUUGCCCAAAAGUGUGAUAUUACAAAACAGAUGACAAAUACACCAAAGAGUCUUAUUUCCGCUCUUCCGGGUAGCAAUUUCCCAUUUCACUGGACUAAUUGUGAACAUGAACCGCUACUGUGCGUGCGGGUAGCGGAUAAUGAUUAUUGUCAUUGGUCUAAAGGCUUACCUGUUAAUGAGACAAAGAGUUUAUACAUUAACCUAAGAAAUGACAUUGGAGAAAUGAUUUUUCUUCGAUUGGAAGUUAUUUUGCAUGGCGGCACGUAUAUUUUACAUUUUACCGACGCGCACACUUUACCACCACCUAUACGAAUUGAUAAUUACUCUGAAGUGAACAUUCAUUUUUACCAAAAAGACGUGGAUCCAUUUUGGCGAACUUGUGUAAAACCGUUGUCUUCUUUGGCAUAUGUUAUGGAUGACCCAUUAGCACCACACAUUUUACGCAUUGAAGCCCCAGGUGGCAACUCCAUCGAUUAUCCUUUAAAUAAAAUGGAUGUUGCCAAAAGUAUAACAUAUGCCAAUUUCAUCUACAUUGCAUUUAAGGAAACAUUUCGCCUUGUUAUAUCAGAUUGUGAUGACACACAAGUUGGUAUUGAAGGGCAACAACUUGUACUUGGUGUUAAGGAUAAACGAGUGAUUAUUACAAGAAAAUGUGCCGGAGAUCGUUCGCAACUAUGGUUAAUGAAUUCGUUCGGUCAACUUGAACAUGAAGGCUCGUCGCCACCAAGUGAAUAUCUCAAAUCUUCACAUACGUCCCCACGGCUUGUCUUAGAUCUUGAAAAGCCUCCCAACCCAACAGAAUACACUAAGCUGGUUGUUAGACCACAGAAUAUUCAAAGAGUGACAACACAGACCUGGCGGUUUGAAAACGGUAGACUUAUGUGUCACGCUAACAUGUGUGUUCAGGCAGCAAAUGGGAUAUAUGGUCUUAAACCUGGAUGUGAUGCGGUGUUGGGAAGAAUAGAAUCCACCUCCAGAGCUGUUAAUGAAAAUAGAAUUCCACUUGAACAAUGUAUAGAAAUUCAAAAACUUCGACCGGGAUCUGGACACUUAGAAAUUUUAAGCAAAAUGGAUGGACCCAUUAAAACUCUACAAAUACAUGAUGUCAAAUCUAAUCUAGAUGAGUUAAUACUUGCCGCAGAUCCAUGUUGGAAGCAUGCAUCAGUUUUUAACAAAAUGUUUGUAGAAGACACAAAAAAUUAUGGAUUUGCUGAAAUAGUGAUCAAAUUGAACUUAUUAAAAGGAUUGGGAUUGUCCAUAAUAACGAGAGCUCCUUGCGAAGAAUUAGCUUACUUAACUUUUGAAGGCAUAAUGGUGCAUAUUGUGUUGUCACCGAUUACAAAGUCGCUUGAUUUAAAUGUUUGCGAUUUUCAAAUUGACAAUCAGCUUUUAGAGACUACAUGUCCCAUAAUGUAUUACGUAACAAAGUCGAGUACAGAAAAUGCUCCAAGGGAUGCUAUAACUUGUAAAGCAAAAGUUUUACCGAGUCCAAACAAAAAUGCAGUUAUAUUUGAACAUCUGUCUGUACAUAUUAAGCCUUGUGCAAUACUUUUAGAAGAACGAUUGAUAUUAAAAAUGGCAUUGUUCCUCGGAUAUGGAAAGACAAAUAACAAUUUCACACAUCAAACGGAAUCAAUGGUAUAUCGAUUUGAUGAAUAUCCGUUUUCGAAAAACGCAAAGAGAUAUUAUUUCGAAAACCUCAUUCUAGGUGCAACACAGGUUCGCUUAACUGUUUUAACUGCACCAAAACUAACUCCAGAACUUUUCGAGAUUAAGAAGAUUUUGGGUCUAACUCUUAUAAAGUUUGAGGAUGCAAUUAUAGAAUUCGAUAAAUUUUCCGAUAGACAUCAUUUUGAAACUUUUGAUACAUACUUGAAGGCUGUGAAAAUGCACUACGUAAAUCAAAUCAAGUGGCACGCAGCAUCUAUACUAGGAAGUGUAGAUUUUUUGGGAAACCCUCUUGGAUUUGCAAAUGACUUAUCCGAAGGUGUUUCUGGUUUAAUAUUUGAAGGUUCAGUUAAAAGUCUGGUUAAGAACGUAACACAUGGCAUUUCCAAUUCUACAGCAAAAUUAACGGAAACGAUUUCCCAUAGCCUUGGGAAAGUAGUUCUAGAUGAGAGAGACAAUGAAACCAGACAAAAAAUACUUGAAGUUAGUUACCCGACAACAGGAGGACACUUAGCUGCGGGAUUAAAAGGAUUUGGUUUUGGUCUACUUGGUGGAGUAACAAGUAUUGUUCGGCACACUUAUAUUGGUGCUCAAUCGGAUGGAUUUCCAGGAUUUAUAAGUGGACUUGGAAAGGGCCUUGUUGGUACGGUAACGAAGCCUUUAAUUGGUGUUCUCGAUUUGGCCUCGGAAACUGCAAGUGCUGUUAGAGAAACUAGUAGGGGAUCACAUCAUUUUCUACCUGACCGAAAGCGUCUGCCAAGAUGUGUAACAGGUGCUCCAGGCGGCCUUUUACCCAAUUACUCAUACAGGCAAAGUAAAGGACAACAAUAUCUAUAUAUUAUUAACCGCAGAAAUUUCUCAGAAAAGUUGAUAUUUUACGAACCGAACUUAUGCAAUGACAAGGAAGCUAAGUUAAGGCUUUUGGUUUCUACGGAAUUCAUUCGUAUUUUUUCAAGAUGCGAAGAAGAUCCAGCGAUAAUGAUUGAGUGCCACUUAAGUGAAGUUCUCUCGUGUCAUCCACUUACUACUAGCACAAAUGUUUUGAGUUCGACAAAAAUUGUUCCCGUAUACUAUAUAGAAAUUUCGACAAACUUGCCGAAAGUUACGCGCCCACGGGUGCGGUGUCAAAAUGAAAACGUCGCUGAAAGGGCAUCUAGAUGUUCGAGCUUAAUGGUCUGAAAUUCGCACUGAUAAGGAAAUCUAAAGGGACAUUAUCGAAAUCACGGAGAAAAACAUUUGAUCCAAUCGAGGCGGAUUUCCCUUCAGUGGUUUUCUUUUUUAUCUUCUCAGGCGUUCAAAACACGGAAUUUCGUCCACCGCUUCAACAUACAGUCCGCAGCAUUGAUACAUGCAUAAUUUUUCAUCUCACCAUAUCACAUGCACAAACGUGAAAUCAUUUUCCGAAAAUGAGGGAAAAACGAAAACCCAUCGAAUUUGUGUGUGCAUAUUCGGAAAAUAAUUGUAAUGAACACAUAUGUGCUGUUUAUCCAUUCACCCUACCCUCGCCAUAUUUCUAUUUAUGUUUGCUUUUUUUUUCUCUCUUUGAAUUGUCAGUGCAUUAGAAUCCUCUCCCAUCAAAUGCUAAAAACAUUAAGGACCACAAAAAAUGUAAAAACUAGGCUAUCGGCCCAAAAGUGUGAUUUAGAAAUGAUAAACAAAACCAAACAAAAAACAAUGCUUGCAGAACACUCACUGCAUAAUUUAGUGUCCAAAAAAAGGGCAUCGUAUUUAACUUCCCCUGCGGAAAGUACAAUAGAAAAUGCAGAAAAAAAUCCUGUCCGCAAUACAAUUGACCGCAGUAGAAAAAGUGCUGCAGAAGAAGUUCGGCAAGGAUUUGAAGAUUAUUUCAAUAAUGAAGGAACAAUAAUCUGGCAAGACAGCCAAUUUCAAUAAAGAUGUAGUUUUUC
Messenger RNA from Musca domestica (house fly), 4115 nucleotides. It is a transcript of the gene Vps13D, whose product is annotated as intermembrane lipid transfer protein Vps13D. Lineage: Eukaryota; Metazoa; Arthropoda; Insecta; Diptera; Muscidae. The transcript has 8 exons. The record is from RefSeq and is a predicted model, not a curated record. Gene Ontology annotation, cellular component: extrinsic component of membrane. Gene Ontology annotation, biological process: mitochondrion organization; protein retention in Golgi apparatus; protein targeting to vacuole. The coding region runs from base 199 to 3387 and encodes 1062 amino acids.